AUGUAUGAUUGCAGGUAUUUAGCUGCUAAAGUUGCGGCAUUUGCAGCAAUCAAAGUGGAGUGCAUUAAGUUCGAAGCUUCUUUUAUGUCUGAACGGGCCUCUCAGUUUUUAUUGGUAAUUGGGUUGCUUGGAGAGUACUGUCCUCCAUCAAAAUAUAAGUAUAUUCAUUCUGCUCACAGACUUGGCUGCAUGCACCUUGAGCUCCAAGGGUACAACAUACAUUUUCAGGGUUGCCAAUUUAUGCGUCCUUUUUCUCCUGGUAGUAACAUUCAUCAUACUGAAGAAGUACUUGUUGAAGAAGAACAGCUGCUUCCAUUUUGA
This is a messenger RNA of Fraxinus pennsylvanica, 321 nucleotides long. The record is from the annotation of a GenBank genome assembly. NCBI's taxonomy places the organism in Eukaryota, Viridiplantae, Streptophyta, Magnoliopsida, Lamiales, Oleaceae.